Molecule: messenger RNA, 402 nt
Organism: Dovyalis caffra
Lineage: Eukaryota; Viridiplantae; Streptophyta; Magnoliopsida; Malpighiales; Salicaceae
Source: the annotation of a GenBank genome assembly
AUGGCGAGUUCAGUCAAGACAGUUGAGCAAAAUGGAUUAGAGCAUGAAUUGGAUGGUAGAGGACUGUUUGCGAGAAGAAAAAGGUUUGAUGAGUGGGGAUCAGUUGAAGGAAUUGAAAGAGCACAACAUAUAUACGAUGAGAUCACCACUUCUGUCAUUACAACUAGGUCAAGCCACAGAAACAGCUUCUUGUGGUGGGCAGAAGCAGUACCGUUACCUGCUUUGGUUAGAGUUGUGGUAAACAGGACAAGCAUACUAGCCAGAACUCAGUCAAGCAAAUUGAGAAUGGGGGCCAACCCUAAUUCUGAAAGGGUCCCACCAGAACCAAAUUGUCAAGAUAAAACGUGGAAUGGUGGGCCAAAACAAGAAUGCAUGCGAGCUGAUCUUCCUCCGAAGCUGUGA